GUGUAAUGUAAACAAUAAUUCCGUCUUCAAUUUACAAGUCUUCUUAUUGAUUUAUUUAUUAAUGUGCUCAUAAAUUUAUGUUACAUUGGUUCCUCAUCUUCUUUGUUUGUAUUGUAGAAAAUAAAUUCAUUUGUUUCACGAAAAUGCCCAGUCAGUACGAAGAAGAACGUGGCUGGGAUUCAUCGAACCACAAUCAAUAUGAAGAUGAAGGUGGCGACGAUGGUAUCGGAAAUCCUGAAGAAGUUUUACAAGAAUGUCUUGAGAAAUUUAAAACUCCAGAUUAUAUUAUGGAACCAGGAAUUUUCAGUCAAUUGAAGCGAUAUUUCCAAGCUGGAGGCAAUCCUGAACAAGUUAUUGAACAACUAUCCAUAAACUAUAGUGCAGUUGCACAAAUGGCCAAUCUUUUGGCAGAAUGGCUUAUACUUGGAGGAGUUAAAGUAACAGAGGUACAAGCCAUGGUUGAAAAUCAUCUAAAGGAUAUGAUAUUAAAAACUUUUGACCCUAAAAAAGCUGACACUAUAUUUACAGAAGAAGGUGAAACUCCAGCAUGGCUGCCUGAAAUGAUUGAGCAUCCUACUUGGCGAUCAUUGAUAUAUAGACUGGCAGAAGAAUAUCCUGAUUGUCUAAUGCUCAACUUCACAAUAAAGUUAAUUUCUGAUGCUGGCUUCCAAGGUGAAAUCACAAGCAUAUCAACGGCUGCACAGCAAAUUGAAGUAUUUUCAAGAGUUUUGAAGUCUGCCAUAGUGGGGUUCUUGCAGAGUUCUGAUGACUGGCAAAAUAGUGUCAAUGAAUGUGCUAAAAUGGUUUGCCAUGGAGCUCAUACAUAUGUUUAUAGCCAAGUGAUUGUGCACAUACUGUCUCAAGAGCCAAGAGGAGGUGCAAUAAUGAAGAGACUGGGACAAGAAAUAACAAGAUGCGCUCAACAAGGUGGCCACGAUGUUACACCAAUAACUUUAGCUUUGACAGCGGGUGAAUCUUGGCGGAAUGCUCGCACAGCUUUAGCGGCAAUGCUGUCACGUGGUGCCCUCAAUCCGGCUGACAUCUCAGUCUUAUAUAGAGCCUACACACAACCUGAACCACCUCCAGUGCAUCUAUUGAGAAUACCACAAUUUUUAGAACUUCUUGUUGAUGCAUUAUUCAAGUUGGGCAGUAAACUAAAUCCAGAACACAAAUCCAAGUAUAUGUAUCUUCUGGCAUAUGCUGCUAGUGUCUGUGAAGGUCUUUCACCAGGAAGACCAGUGAAAGAUGAACUGAAAGCAACUGUUCAAGCCAUUGAAAAAGUACAUGCUGUUUGCGGUAGUUCUGCUAGUUCAAGUGAACUGAUUGCUGAACUACCAACUCUGUACCAUUGUAUAAGAUUCCCCGUAGUUGGUAUGGGAGUGCUUGUAUGGGUAGAGUGUGUUGUUACGGAGCCAUCAUAUUUCAAACUGUGCACAGAGCAUUGUCCUGUUCAUUUGGCCCUAUUGGAUGAAGUUGCAUCUUGUCAUCAUUUACUACACCAUAGAUUAUUGCGGUUACUAGUUCAACUUUUUGAAUCACCACAAGAUGAAUUGGAGAUACUAGUUCAGUUGGAGUUGAAAAAAAUGCUUCUUGACCGCAUGGUAAACUUGCUCAGUCGCGGUUGUGUUGUUCCUGUAUUACGCUACAUCAAACAAUGUUGGCAACGUGGCGAUACCGACAUCUCUUUAAUAAGAUACUUUAUCACAGAGGUACUCGAUGCAAUAGCACCUCCUUACACCCCUGAAUUCGUGCAACUGGUUCUACCCAUGGUAGAAAAUGAAGAAAUCACAGGAACCAUGAGAGCAGAGGGCGAAAACGACCCAGUGUCAGAGUUCAUAGUUCACUGCAAAGCACAUUACGUGGUGGUUUAGUACAAAACAAGACCUACCCUACUAAAUAAAAUGAUAAAAAUGUUUCAAAAAUUACAUCGUAAUUAU
This is a messenger RNA of Chilo suppressalis (striped riceborer), 1937 nucleotides long. Lineage: Eukaryota; Metazoa; Arthropoda; Insecta; Lepidoptera; Crambidae. The record is from the annotation of a GenBank genome assembly.